AUGGCCAGCCUAAUAGUGCACAGAUGUCCGCAUCCAAUCUUUACUCAAACAGCUAUUAUUAACUCCAAUUUAGAGUUGACGGCUCAGUGUAAUAACAAGUGCGGCUGUACUACGAGUGCAUUUCAACCGGUCUGCGCCGACGAUCAUAAGUCCAACUAUUUUAGCCCCUGUUAUGCCGGAUGUUCUCAAUAUGAUCCACAAAAAUCGACAUUUGGGGAGUGUUCGUGUGUUGGGGGCAACAGUCCUAUUGUAACGACUGGCUAUUGCGAUAACAAUUGCAAUAAAUUUCCCAUUUAUAUAGCAUUGUUAGGAAUUGCGGGCGUUAUUCAGUCCACGUCUAAGAUUGGCGACACUUUAAUCACUUUAAGCAUUAAUCCCAUAUCCAUUGGUGUUCGGGACGAUCACAGACAUGGCGUGUAUUGUGUGGAACUCGUCCUGUGAUAUUAUCUGCAUUUGUCGGCAUUUGGCCUCAUAUUUAUCGGAACGCUAUUUAUUUUUCCGAUCAUUUUCUACGCCAACCGUAUGUCAGACCUGUUUGAAGACGACGACAGCAAUGAUAUUAAUGUUUACGAAUUGGGAUCUGUUAACAAUGGCUACAAUAGCAAUGGAUCAGUUGAUAGCGCCAACAAUAAUGGCAUAACUGUUGUGAAGAUAAUCACAACUUUGAGAGAAAAUGAACGAAAGAGUAGUUUAACUGAUUAUGAAUUGGUUCACAGGAAGAGUAGUUUUGUCGCCCUUUAA
Medioppia subpectinata is the source of this 741-nucleotide messenger RNA. The record is from the annotation of a GenBank genome assembly. NCBI's taxonomy places the organism in Eukaryota, Metazoa, Arthropoda, Arachnida, Sarcoptiformes, Oppiidae.